Messenger RNA from Thlaspi arvense, 2634 nucleotides. The record is from the annotation of a GenBank genome assembly. Lineage: Eukaryota; Viridiplantae; Streptophyta; Magnoliopsida; Brassicales; Brassicaceae.
AUGACUCUAACCCGUUUCAUAGGCGCAGAUUUCUCAAACUCUCGCCGAUCCUCUUUCUCCGCCGUGGCUGGAACCGAUAAUCUCAAACGGAAAUUCGACGAUUUCGUCUCAUCGUCCCCUGAUCACGGCGUCGAUCUCCUCCAAAAGAUGAAGAGGCACGAGGUCGACGCCGAUCACAUGUCGGCCUCUCAACCACCGCAUGAAUCGUCGGGAUCCGGUGACAAUUCCGGCCUGGAUCGACCGUUUUCUUCGGCCUCGGAGUGCUCCUCCUCCUCCUCUUCUGUUCCCGAGUCGUCCGAGUUAUCCGAGUCGACUCGGUUACAAAUCCUCGUCAAGAUGAUGUCAGGUAAAACGAUCGUGAUCCAGGCCGAUCAAAACGACACCGUGGAGAAGCUUCACCAGAGAAUCGAGCUGAGAACUGGAAUCCCGGUGAUCGAGCAUAGGGUUAUCUACAGAGGUAAGCAGCUUCAGUUCGAGCAUACUCUCAGCUACUACUCCAUCGAGCAAGACGCUUCUCUCCAACUCGUCGGACGGAUGCGGAGCACGGAGCACCCCGUGGCUUGGCAAACUAUCGAGGACAUCAUGCGCACCGUCGUGCAAAUGCUCAAAGGCGAGACUGAGAACCGCGACGGAGCCUUGUCCGUCAGCAACAUCAACGAGAAGCUCGUCGCGUUUUUCGCCGAGAUUCCUGUGAACAGCAACGAUUCUAGUGAGGUGUACCUCAAGAUUCUCGCGAGCUCUUCGGUCCCAGUUGGUCUGGUGAUGCUCUACGCUUCAAAUUUAGAGAUUAACAAAUCCUGCGGCAAGAGCUCCAUUAAGCUCUUCUUCAAUAGUUGCAUAGGUCUGCCAAGGGAUCAGCAGACCUUUUGUUUCCCGAUCGUGUUGGAGUUUGGUAGGUUGCUUAGGAGAGCUUGCCCUAACAACAAGCUCUACGUGUCUUGCCGGAACACCUUGGGAUCAAUGCUGGAACUGCUUCUAGGCUGUAAAAGAUUCGAGUGUAGAUUGUUGAGCUUCGGUGUGGAGCUUUUCCCGUUCUUUAUCGAGCUGGUUCAUCUUGUGGUGAAAGAGAUGGUCGAUGACGAAGGGCCUAGUUCAUGUGACGUUCAUAAACUCACUUUCUUUUGGCAAGCCUUGAAGAUAGUCACUGAGUUCCAUGCCUCUGGCUCGCUUCCCAUUGCUUCACCUCGGGGAAACACUGUACUGGAUGUGGAGAUCGAACAUGUUCGUCUGUUGCUCGGGAUGUUGUUGGCUACGAUGGACAAUUCUAUGGCGAGGAUCGAAGCUUUGUUGGGUGGGAGAGGAGCUGCCAACACUGAAGCCAUGUCUUCGAAGUGGUCUCAGUAUCUUACUCUCCUGAAGGUUAUCAGUUCCAUAUCUGAUGUCUAUGUAGGUGCUAAGGAACAGGUAGUUUCUCUUUUAAAUACCAGGAAGGUUUCGUUCUGCGCACUCGUUUUGAAAUUCGCGAAAAGAGGUGAGGAUCACCAGUGGAUCUUUGAGUAUAAGGAAGCUACGACCUUUGAAUCUAGGAGGCAUCUGGCGAUGCUGUUGUUUCCUGACGUGAAAGACGAGUAUGAUGAGAUGCACGAAAUGCUCAUUGAUCGGUCCAAUUUGUUAGCUGAAUCGUUUGAGUACAUUUCGGGAGCAACCCCUGGGGCACUUCAUGGUGGUCUGUUCAUGGAAUUCAAGAAUGAGGAAGCUACAGGUCCUGGUGUUCUGAGAGAAUGGUUCAAUUUGGUGUGUCAAGAGAUAUUCAAUCCGCGAAAUUCCCUCUUCCUUCGAUCUGCUGAUGAUUUUAGAAGAUUCGCUCCAAAUCCAGCAUCCAAGGUGGAUCCAUUGCAUCCCGACUUCUUCGAGUUCACAGGCCGUGUGAUUGCCUUAGCUCUGAUGCACAAAGUCCACGUGGAGGUGCUGUUCGACCGUGCUUUCUUCUUACAGUUGGCCGCAAAAGAUAUUUGUCUGGAAGAUAUAAAGGACACCGAUCUCAUCAUGUACAAGAGCUGCAAGCAGAUUCUAGAAAUGGAUCCAGCGUUCUUCGACGCAAACGCAGGUCUUGGUCUAACGUUUGUAUUGGAAACAGAGGAGCUGGGAAAAAGGGAAACGAUAGAGCUACAUGAAGACGGGAAAUCAACUGCUGUUACCAGCGAGAACAGGGAAGAAUACGUCAAACUCCUAAUCAAUCAACGGUUUGCCAAAACAAUCUCAGAGCAAGUAAAGCAAUUCUCCAAAGGCUUCUGCGAUAUCCUUUCGGAUACCAAAUCGACCAACUCCUUCUUCAGUGGACUCUACCUAGAGGAUCUCGAUGGGAUGCUUCGAGGAGGCGAAAACCCGAUAAGCAUCGAUGAUUGGAGAGCGCAUACAGAGUAUAAUGGAUUCAAAGAGACUGAUCGACAAAUAGACUGGUUCUGGAAGAUUAUGAAGAAGAUGACAGAGGAAGAAAGGAGGAGUGUACUCUUCUUUUGGACAUCGACUAAGUUUAUACCAGUGGAAGGUUUUAGAGGGUUAUCAUCAAAGCUUUACAUAUAUAGGUUAUAUGAAGAAGGGCUUAGUGUAUCAACAGUUCUCUUGUUGAUUGUUGAAGAAAACGGUGUCGUUUUUGGUGUUUUGUUGAUCGAAACAUGCAAGACUAAGCCUUAA